GGAUGAAAAAGAACAGCUCACAGAGUACAAGGGACAAAUCUCCGGGCUGGCCAAGAGGGCAAAGGCCGUCAUACAGCUGAAACCUCGGAGCCCGGCCAACCCGCCCAAAGCAAACAACCCGUCCAGGCCGUCUGUGACUACAAACAGAUGGAGAUUACUGUGCAUAAGGGAGAUGAAUGUGUGUUGGUGAACAACUCCCAGCCCAGCAAGUGGAAAGUCAUGAAUUCUUCAGGAAGUGAUGCCUUGGUUCCAUCUGUCUGCUUCAUCGUUCCACCACCCAACAAGGAGGCUCUGGAUGCUGUCAGUCGGUUGGAGGAAAGCCAUCAAGCCCUAAUCACUCUGUGGCACACCAUGCAUGUCGAUCUGAAGUGUCUGCUUUCCUACCAGUAUCUGCUCAGGGACUUCCAGCUCAUCCAGUCCUGGACACUCAUCACGUUCCGAAGCAUGACAUCGGAGGAGUAUUCUCAGGCUCUCCGGAACCUGGAAAUCCAUUACCAGGACUUCCUGAGAGACAGCCAGGACUCUCAGAACUUCCACCCAGAUGACCGCAUGAACAUUGAGAGAGAAUACAACUCCUGCACCCAGAAGUACGACAUGCUCCUACGCAGUCUAGAGAAAGGUGAACAGGAUGAGAGCACGUGUAGGAACUACAUAUCACAGCUGAAGAAUAUUCAAUUACAGCUGGACGGGUGUGAGUCCCGUACAGUGAACAAGAUCCGCAGCCCCCUGGACAAAGAUCCCAUCAAAGAAUGCUCUCAGCGGAUCGGAGACCAGCAGCAAAUUCACUUUGAACUGGAGACCAUCCAGAAAAACCUGGACAAGGUGAACGACAAGACCCGUAAGAUACUAGUCCAGCCUGACCUCGGAGACUCGGCUCCCCUCCUAAGAUCUGAGCUUGAGCUAACAUUGCAGAAGAUGAACCAAGUCUACAGCCUUUCCACCUUCUACCUGGAUAAGCUGAAGACAAUACACUUGGUUAUCAGGAACACCCAAGGUGCUGAGGAGGUUGUGAAAACGUAUGAAGAUCAGCUGAAGGAAGUCCAGGCUGUUCCUGGUGACCUCAAAGAGCUGGAGAAUAACAAGUCAGACCUGAAGAGAAUGCGUGGGCAGGUAGAAGGUCACCAGCCACUCUUCAAUGGACUGGAGAACGAUCUUAGCAAGGCCAGAGAGGUGAGCGAGAGGAUGCUGAAGGUCCACAGCGAACGGGAUGUGGAUCUGGACAGAUAUCGGGAGAAGGUGCAGAUGCUGCUGGAGCGUUGGCAGGCCAUCGUCCUUCAGAUUGACGUUCGGCAGAGAGAGCUGGAACAGCUGGGCAAGCAACUGAGAUACUACAGGGAGAGCUAUGAGUGGCUCAUCCGCUGGAUAACAGAAGCCAAGAAGAGGCAAGAGAAGAUCCAGUCUGUGCCCAUUACCGACAGCAAAACUGUCAAGGAGCAGCUUCUGGAGGAGAGGAAACUGCUAGAAGAAAGUGAGAAAAACCGUGAAAAAGUGGAUGAAUGCCAGAAGUAUGCAAAGCAAUACAUCGAAGCCAUCAAGGACUUUGAGCUCCAGUUGGUCACCUAUAAAGCUCAGGUAGAACCAGUCGUGUCUCCACUCAAGAAGCCCAAAGUGCAGUCUGCAUCCGAUAACAUCAUCCAGGAGUACGUAGAGCUCCGGACCAAAUACAGUGAACUCACCACCCUGACCAGCCAAUACAUCAAAUUCAUCACGGAGACCUUGAGACGUCUGGAAGAGGAGGAGAGAGCGGCAGAGAAGCUUAAAGAAGAAGAGAGAAAGAAGCUGGCAGAAGUAGAGGCCCAGCUGGAGAAGCAGAGGCAGCUGGCUGAGGCCCAUGCGCAGGCAAAAGCCUUGGCAGAAAAAGAGGCCUUGGAAUUGAGGAUGAACAUGCAAGAAGAGGUCACCAGAAGAGAGGUGGUUGCUGUUGAUGCUGAACAGCAGAAAAAGAACAUCCAGCAGGAGCUGCAUCAAAUGAAGCAUAACUCUGAAUCGGAAAUUAAGGCAAAGGUGAAGCUGAUCGAGGAGGCGGAAUACAACCGUAAAAAAGUCGAGGCAACGGAGGAGAUCAGAAUCAUCCGCCUUCAGCUAGAAACCAGCCAGAAGCAAAAGACCGGUGCAGAAGAUGAGCUGCAGGCCUUGAGGGCUCGGGCAGAAGAGGCAGAGAGACAGAAGAAACUAGCUCAAGACGAAGCUGAGCGCUUACGAAAACAGGUGAAGGAUGAGGCGCAGAAAAAACGGGAGGCAGAAGAUGAACUUCACCGAAAAGUCCUGGCUGAAAAAGAUGCAGCAAGGGAAAAACAAAAAGCUAUAGAGGAUCUGGAGAGGUUUAGACUUCAGGCAGAGGAGGCUGAGAGAAGAAUGAAACAAGCAGAGCUUGAGAAGGAGCGACAGAUCAGACAAGCUCACGAUGUGGCCCAACAGAGUGCUGAUGCUGAGCUGCAGAGCAAACGCAUGUCCUUCUUGGAGAAGACAACCCAACUGGAAAUGUCCUUAAAACAAGAGCAUAUCACUGUCACUCACCUGCAAGAGGAGGCCGAACGUCUAAAAAAGCAGCAACUGGAAGCAGAAAAUGCCAGAGAAGAAGCUGAGAAGGAGCUGGAGAAAUGGAGGCAGAAAGCUAACGAGGCCCUGCGCUUAAGACUGCAGGCUGAGGAAAUAGCUCACAAGAAAACCUUGGCCCAGGAGGAGGCUGAGAAACAGAAGGAAGAUGCAGAGAGAGAAGCACGCAAGAGAGUGAAAGCUGAGGAGUCUGCUCUGCGUCAGAAGGAACUGGCAGAAGAAGAACUGGAUAAACAGAGAAGGUUAGCUGAAGAUACAGCUUCCCAUAAACUUUCUGCCGAGCAAGAGUUGAUCCGUCUGAAAGCGGAGGUAGAAAGUGGAGAACAACACCGCAUUGUUCUCGAGGAGGAUCUUUUCCGCCUUAAGAAUGAAGUGAAUGAAGCUAUCCAAAGAAGAAGAGGACUGGAAGAAGAACUGGCCAAGGUUCGUGCUGAAAUGGAGAUCCUUCUACAAGCCAAAUCGAAAGCAGAGGAGGAGUCCCGUUCCAACAGUGAAAAGUCUAAGCAAAUGUUGGAAGGCGAAGCAAGCAAGUUGCGUGAACUUGCUGAAGAAGCUGCCAGGUUGCGUGCUUUGUCUGAAGAGGCCAAGAGGCAGAGACAGCUGGCUGAAGAAGAUGCCACACGACAGAGAGCUGAAGCAGAGAGGAUCUUGAAAGAAAAAUUGGCUGCCAUCAGCGAUGCCACACGGCUGAAGACAGAGGCUGAGAUUGCCCUGAAGGAGAAGGAAGCAGAGAAUGAACGCCUGAGGAGGCUGGCAGAAGAUGAGGCCUACCAAAGGAAACUGCUGGAAGAACAAGCUGCUCAGCAUAAACAAGACAUUGAAGAGAAAAUCCAGCAGCUCAAACAGUCCUCAGAGAAUGAGCUGGAGAGGCAAAAGACUAUAGUGGAUGAAACCCUCAAACACAGGAGAGUGAUAGAAGAAGAAAUUCGCAUUCUGAAAAUUAACUUUGAAAAGGCCUCUGUUGGUAAAUCUGACCUAGAACUAGAGCUCCAAAAAUUGAAAAACAUUGCAGAUGAAACGCAAAGAAGCAAAGAGAAAGCCGAACAAGAGGCAGAGAAGCAGAGACAGCUGGCCCUGGAAGAAGAGACGAGGCGCAAAGAGGCCGAGGACAAAGUCAAGAAGAUCAUUGCAGCAGAACAGGAGGCAGCAAGGCAGAGGAAACUGGCUUUAGAAGAAGUCGAGAGACUGAAGGCCAAGGCUGAAGAAGCCAAAAAACAGAAAGACCUAGCCGAGAAGGAGGCCGAAAAGCAGAUCCAAUUAGCACAGGACGCUGCAAGACUUAAAAUUGACGCGGAAGAAAAGGCUUACUAUGCUGCUGUACAACAGAGAGAGCAAGAAAUGCUGCAAACCAGAAUCCAGGAACAGAGCGUCUUAGAUAAGCUAAAGGAAGAAGCCGAAAAGGCUAAGCGUGCCGCUGAGGAAGCCGAACGUGCUAAAGUAAAGGCCGAACAUGAGGCUGCAUUGUCGCGUCAGCAGGCAGAGGAAGCUGACCGUUUAAAAACAGAAGGCUGAAGUUGAAGCCCAGAACAAAACACAGGCUCAGGAAGAUGCCGAAAAGGUCCGAAAAGAAGCAGAACUAGAAGCCGCUAAGCGGGCCCAGGCAGAACAGGCAGCUUUGAAGCUCAAACAAAUGGCUGAUGCUGAAAUGGAAAAGCAUAAACAGUUCGCCGAGAAAACAGUCAGGCAAAAAGAGCAGGUUGAGGGUGAGCUGACCAAAGUCAAACUUCAGCUGGAAGAAACCGACCACCAAAAAGCUAUUUUGGAUGAAGAACUUGGGCGUCUGAAAGAAGAAGUGACCGAAUCUCUGAGACAAAAGAAGCUUGUGGAAGAGGAGCUCUUUAAAGUUAAAAUACAGAUGGAAGAGCUGAUUAAAUUGAAGUUUCGCAUAGAAGAGGAAAACAAAAUGCUCAUCCUAAAAGACAAAGACAACACCCAAAAAUUCCUGGCUGAGGAAGCGGAGAAGAUGAAACAGGUAGCCGAAGAUGCUGCUCGACUGAGCAUUGAGGCCCAAGAGGCCGCCCGUUUAAGAAAGAUUGCAGAGGAUGACCUAAAUGAGCAACGAGCGUUGGCUGAAAAGAUGCUGAAGGAGAAGAUGCAAGCUGUACAGGAGGCCACCCGCCUAAAAGCCGAAGCGGAAAUGCUGCAAAAACAGAAAGAGCUGGCCCUUGAACAGGCCAAGAAGCUGCAAGAAGACAAGGAGCAAAUGCAGCAGCAGCUUGCCGAGGAGACAGAGGGCUUCCAAAAGACCCUGGAGGCCGAGCGGCGCAGACAGCUGGACAUAAGCGCCGAAGCCGAACGCCUGAAACUCCAGGUGGUGGAAAUGAGCAAAGCCCAAUCCAAAGCAGAGGAAGAUGCCAAAAAGUUCAGGAAACAAGCCGAAGAGAUCAGUGAAAGACUGCACCGAACAGAACUGUCCACCAAGGAGAAGAUGACUGUGGUGCAGACUCUGGAAAUACAGAGACAGCAUAGUGACAAGGAGGCUGAAGAGCUGAGAAAGGCCAUCGGUGAUCUGGAGAAGGAAAAGGAGAAGCUGAAGAAGGAGGCAGAGCUUCUGCAGAAGAAGUCUGAGGAGAUGGCGAAUGCCCAAAAGCAACAGCUUCUUCAAGAAACCAAAACUCUUCAGUCUACGUUCCUCUCUGAAAAGCAUAUCCUGAUUCAGAAAGAGAAGUACAUCGAGGAAGAGAAGGCCAAGCUUGAGAAGCUCUUUGAGGAGGAGGUUGGCAAAGCUCAGAAGCUGAAAUCAGAAAAAGAACGGCAGCUCACACAGCUGGAGGAAGAGAAGAAGCUUCUGCAGCUUAGUAUGGAUGAUGCUCUCAAGAAGCAGCUGGAUGCUGAGGACAAGGUUCGCCAGAAACAUGAGGAACUCCAUCAGCUGGAUAAGAAGCGGCGAGAACAGGAGAAGCUGCUGGAGGAAGAGAACCGGAAACUGAGGGAGAGGCUAGAACAACUUGAGCAGGAACACAGAGUAGCCUUGGAGAAAACAAAGCAGAUCUUAAUCACUAAAGAGACAGUCAUUACCCAGACCAGAGCAUUGCCAAAUGGCAGAGAUGCUAUAGAUGGGUCAGCUCAGAAUGGAGAAGUAGUUAACGGAUUUGAUGGAUUUAGGCAGAAAGUCUCUCCUAACAAGCUGUUUGAGGCUGGAAUAUUGAGCAAAGAACAACUGGAGAAACUCUCUAGUGGACACAUGACUGUAGAUGACCUCUCCCAGCGGGAAGACAUCAAGAAAUACCUUCAGGGAAAGAGCAGCAUUGCUGGCCUCUUGCUUAAACCAAGUAAUGAAAAGAUGAGCAUCUACAAUGCCAUGAAAAAGAAGCUGGUCACACCAGGGACUGCCCUUAUUCUUCUAGAAGCUCAGGCUGCUUCUGGCUACAUUAUCGAUCCAGUGAAGAACAAGAGAUUGACUGUAAGUGAAGCAGUGAAGGAGAAUGUCAUUGGGCCUGAAGUUCACAACAAAAUGUUAUCUGCGGAGAGAGCAAUCACUGGGUACAAGGAUCCAUACACUGGAGAGAAAAUAUCUCUCUUUCAAGCCAUGAAGAAGGACCUCAUAGUGAAAGACCAUGGAAUUCGACUUCUGGAAUCCCAGAUUGCCACUGGAGGCAUUGUUGAUCCAGUCUAUAGCCAUCGGCUGCCCCUGGAUGUAGCUUACAAGCGAGGCUACUUUGAUGAAGAAAUGAACAAAAUCUUAGCUGAUCCCACAGAUGACACAAAAGGCUUCUUUGACCCCAACACACAAGAAAACCUUACCUACCUACAGCUCAUGGAGAGAUGUGUUGUUGACCCAGAGACCAAACUUUGCCUGUUGCCUCUGACAGACAAAGCUGCAAAGAGCGAACUUGUCUACACAGAUUCAGAGGCCAAAGAUGUCUUCAAGAAAGCCACUGUGUCUGUUCCAUUUGGUAAAUUCCAAGGAAAAACUGUCACCAUAUGGGAGAUUAUUAAUUCAGAAUACUUCACAGAAGAGCAGAGGCGAGAACUGCUGCGUCAGUACAAGACUGGCAAAAUCACGGUGGAGAAAAUAAUUAAAAUUAUCAUUACGGUGGUAGAAGAAAAUGAGACCAAGAAGCAAAUGUGUUUUGAUGGUCUCAGAAAUCCUGUCCCAGCAGCAGAACUUGUAGACAGUAAAAUCAUAGACAAUGACCUCUUUAACCAACUGCACCAGGGCAAGAAAGCAGUAAAGGACCUGGCUGAUGUAGAGUCUGUAAAGAAAUACCUGACUGGAAGCACUGCCAUAGCUGGAGUGCAGGUGGAACAGACUGGCGAGAGGCAAACCUUGUAUGAUGCAAUCAGGAAGAACCUACUGAAGCCAGCUACAGCCCUCAGCCUGCUUGAAGCUCAGGCGGGUACAGGAUUCAUUAUUGACCCAGUUACUAACGAGCUGUUCCCAGUUGAUGAAGCUGUUAAAGCUGGAAUUGUUGGGCCAGAGUACCACGAAAAGUUGCUUUCUGCUGAAAAGGCUGUCACUGGCUACAAGGAUCCUUACACAGGACAGACUCUGUCCCUAUUUCAGGCAUUAAAGAAGGGGCUUAUACCCAAAGACAGCGGACUUAGAUUGCUAAGCAGUCAGCUGGCCACUGGUGGCGUCAUUGACCCUGUAAAUAGUCAUCGCCUUCCACUUGAGAUUGCUUAUAAACGAGGUUACCUGGAUGAAGAAACGACUAAACUGCUGUCUGAACCUGCCGAUGAAAACACAGGAUUUUAUGAUCCAAACAGUCAGGAGAACCUGUCCUAUGCACAACUUCAGAAGAAAUGCAAAGUGGACAAGAAAACAGGUCACUUGCUGCUGCCUCUCUCUGAACAAGCCAUACAAUCCCAAUUGGAAGAGGUUUACACAGACUCUCAAGCCAAGGAAGCCUUUGAUAAGACCACAGUUGAAGUGCCUGUUGGUAGCUUUAAAGGAAAGACCAUCACUUUGUGGGAAUUAAUACAUUCUGAAUACUUUACUGAAGAGCAAAGAAGGGAACUUAUACGUCAGUAUAAGACUGGGAAAGUUACAAUUGAGAAAAUCAUAAAAAUCAUGAUCACCAUUGUGGAAGAAACUGAGACCAAGAAACAGCAGCGCCUCACAUUUACCGGUCUUAGAGCUCCAGUCCCUGCCAGCGAACUGCUGGAUUCCAAGGUUAUUGACAAAACCCAGUAUGAGCAACUGAAAGAAGGCAAGAAGUCAGUAAAAGAAAUCGCAGAAAUCGACUCAGUCAGGCAGUAUCUCCAGGGCAGUGACUGUAUAGCUGGUGUUUUCCUAGAAGACAAUAAACUAAAAAUGAACAUCUACCAAGCUAUGAAGAAGAAUCUGCUAAGGCCAGGAACAGCUCUUGUCCUUCUUGAGGCACAAGCUGCCACCGGGUUUAUUGUUGAUCCUGUAAAAAAUCAAAAAUUCUAUGUGAAUGAAGCCGUGAAGGCCGGCAUUGUUGGACCUGAAUUACAUGAAAAGCUUCUUUCUGCUGAAAAAGCCGUCACAGGCUACAAAGAUCCUUACUCUGGAAAUACCAUCUCUGUGUUUGAAGCAAUGCAGAAAGGUCUAAUUCUCAAAGACCACGGAAUUCGCCUCUUGGAAGCACAGAUUGCAACAGGCGGCAUUAUUGAUCCAGUUCACAGUCACCGUGUUCCCGUUGAAGUUGCCUAUAAACGCGGUUACUUUGAUGAAGUGAUGAACAAGAUCCUUUCUGACCCCACAGAUGACACCAAAGGAUUCUUUGAUCCCAAUACCCAUGAGAAUUUGACUUACUUACAACUGAAAGAAAGAUGCGUUAAAGAUCCAGAAACAGGGCUCAAUCUCCUACUAUUGAAGAAAGUAGAAAAGCCAGCAACCGAAGCGAGCAAAGUUUAUACUGAAGAAGAAUCCAAGAAGGUGUUUGAAGAGACAACAGUGGACAUCCCUGCCGGAAGCAUGGCGGGCUCUUCGAUGACCAUUUGGGAGCUCAUGCAGUCUGAUCUUCUACCUAGAGAAGAGAGAGACAGGUUGAUGGAGGAGUUCCGAGCUGGCAGACUGUCCAAGGAACGCAUGAUAAUCAUUAUCAUAGAGAUCAUUGAGAAGACUGAAAUUAUCAGAGAGCAAGAACUGUAUUCUUAUGACUUUGUCCGUCGCCGCAUUACAGCUGAAGAUUUGUAUGAGUCUAAACUUAUCACUCUGGAAAUGUAUACCAUGCUUAAACAGGGAACAAAGACAAUUCAAGAAACUAUCCAGAUUGAAAGUGUCUGGAGAUACCUGUAUGGCACUGGAUGUGUUGCUGGUCUACAAAUGCCAGGCUCUAAAGACACCAUCAGUAUCUACCAGGCCAUGAAGAAAGGGCUGAUCUCUGCUGAUGUGGCUUAUAUACUUCUUGAUGCUCAAGCUGCCACUGGAUUUAUUUUAUUGAUCCUGUAAAGAAUGAGUUGUUAACCGUAGAUGAAGCUGUCAGAAAAGGUGUGGUAGGACCUGAAAUUCAUGACCGCCUGUUGUCUGCGGAAAGAGCAGUUACUGGCUACAGGGAUCCUUACACAGAACAAAUGAUUUCCAUCUUCCAGGCAAUGAAGAAAGACUUGAUUCCUUCAGAUCAAGCUCUGAGACUGCUGGACGCUCAGCUAGCUACAGGUGGUAUCAUUGAUCCACGAUUUGGCUUCCACAUCCCAAAUGAAACUGCAUAUGUACGUGCAUAUCUCAACAAAGAAACCUUAGAAAUGCUGUCAGAGCCAAGUGAGGUCCGUAGUUAUGUGGACCCUUCCACUGAUGAGAAACUCAGCUAUGCUCAACUCCUAAAAAGAUGCAAAAGAUCUGAAAACAGCAACCUCUACCUGCUGCCUCUUGCAGACAGGAGAAAGCUUACUUUCAAGGGUUUGAGGAAAGAGAUUAGCAUGGAAGAACUCAUAAGAUCAAAUGUUAUGGAUGCAAUUACAGCACAGCGCCUACAAGAUGGACUAACCUCUAUUGAGGAAGUUUCAAGAAACCUACAGAAGUUCUUGGAGGGAACAAGUUGCAUUGCUGGUGUCUAUGUAGAAGCUUCAAAAGAAAGAUUUUCCAUCUACCAAGCUAUGAAAAAAGGAAUGAUCAGGCCAGGCACAGCAUUUGAGCUUCUGGAAGCCCAAGCAGCCACAGGUUAUGUGAUCGAUCCAAUCAAAUGUCUCAAGCUGGCAGUUGAAGAUGCUGUGAGAAUGGGUAUCGUGGGGCCCGAAUUUAAAGACAAACUAUUGUCAGCUGAGCGAGCUGUAACUGGUUAUAGGGACCCCUAUUCUGGGAAGCUUAUUUCACUUUUCCAAGCCAUGAAGAAAGGUCUGAUCUUAAAAGAUCAUGGUAUUCGCUUGCUGGAAGCUCAGAUUGCCACAGGUGGUAUUAUCGAUCCAGAGGAAAGCCAUCGCUUGCCAGUAGAGAUUGCCUACAAGAGAGGUCUGUUUGAUGAAGAGAUGAAUGAGAUUCUAUUAGAUCCAAGUGAUGACACUAAAGGGUUCUUUGACCCCAACACAGAAGAAAAUCUGACAUAUCUUCAACUCAUGGAGAGAUGCAUUACUGAUUCUGACACCGGCCUUGUUCUCUUGCCACUUAAAGAAAAGAAACGCGAAAGGAAAACUUCCUCCAAGUCAUCAGUUCGCAAGCGCAGAGUUGUUAUUGUUGAUCCAGAAACUGGCAAGGAAAUGUCUGUGUAUGAAGCUUAUCGCAAAGGUCUUAUUGACCACCAGACCUAUAUCGAACUGUCUGAGCAAGAGUGUGAAUGGGAAGAGGUCACAAUCUCCUCAUCGGAUGGCGUAGUAAAAUCCAUGAUUACUGACAGAAGAUCUGGAAGACAGUAUGAUAUUGAUGAUGCCAUUGCCAAAGGUCUUAUUGACCAGUCUUCCCUGGACCAGUAUCGCUCAGGAACCUUAUCAAUUACAGAGUUCGCUGACAUGCUCUCAGGUAACGUGGGUGGAUUCAGAUCAAGAUCCUCCUCCGUUGGCUCCUCCUCCUCUUACACGGCAAGUCCAGCUGGAAGAGGUCAGUUAUCAUCCUGGAGCGACCCCUCUGAAGAAACUGGGCCCAUUGCUGGCAUAGUAGACACAGACACUCUAGAAAAAGUAUCAAUCACUGAAGCCAUGCAUCGCAACCUUGUAGACAAUAUAACGGGCCAGAGACUUCUGGAAGCUCAGGCAUGUACAGGAGGCAUCAUUGACCCAAUUACAGGAGAAAAGUUCUCAGUUGCAGAUGCAGUAAACAAGGGCUUAGUGGACAAAAUCAUGGUUGACAGAAUUAAUCUUGCACAGAAAGCAUUCAAUGGAUUUGAAGAUCCAAGGACAAAGACAAAAAUGUCAGCAGCCCAAGCUUUGAAAAAAGGCUGGCUAUACUACGAAGCUGGUCAACGAUUCCUUGAAGUUCAGUAUCUCACUGGUGGCCUGAUUGAACCUGAAGUUGAAGGCCGUGUUAACCUCGAGGAGGCUCUCCGUAAAGGUACUAUAGAUUCCCGCACAGCCCAAAAACUGAGGGAUAUCAACACCUAUUCUAAGUACCUGACCUGCCCAAAAACCAAACUCAAGAUUUCCUACAAAGAAGCCAUGGAUAAGAGCAUGGUGGAGGAUGGCACCGGUCUGAGACUCCUUGAAGCAUCUUCACAAUCCAGCAAAGGUUACUACAGCCCCUACAAUGUUAGCGGCUCUGGGUCAGCAUCAGGGUCACGAUCAGGUUCUCGGACUGGUUCUAGACCAGGUUCACGAAGAGGUAGCUUCGAUGCCACUGGAAAUUCCAGCUUCUCCAUGACCUUCUCGUCUUCCUCAUACUCUUCAUCCAACUAUGGCCGAAGAUAUACCAGUGGGCCGCAGGGCAGCCCGAUCGACGCAUCUGAAUUGGCAAAUGCACUGUUAAAUUUAAGUAGAACUUGCAGCCAAGAGUCAAACAUGGGGUUCAACACUUUGCCAGCUCUUUUGCCCAGCCUUGUAUAG
Molecule: messenger RNA, 11433 nt
Organism: Staurois parvus
Lineage: Eukaryota; Metazoa; Chordata; Amphibia; Anura; Ranidae
Source: the annotation of a GenBank genome assembly